AUGGCGCACAGCUGUCGGUGGCGGUUCCCUGCUCGGCCCGGAGGGAGCAGCAACUCGGGCACCGGGAGGCGAGCGGGCCGAAUUCGGGUCACUGCUUCCCUCCGAAGUACCACGGGUGCUUAUCAGAACACAAAUGUUCUCGGACCCGGUUUUGAUGCUGCAUUGCAAGUCUCCGCAGCUAUCGAUAGCAACCUGCAGAAAUUUCGGGAUGUUUUGGGGGAGUCGAGUGGUUCAAGCAGCGGGGAGGAAGAAGUAUUUAGUGGUUUUGGUACAGCCAGUGAAAACAGAAGAAUACAUAGUCCAGGAAGGACCUUGACAGUUACUCCUACUCAGGAGAAGAAGCCCAGAGGCCGCCCCCCAAGGGCUUUGACUUCACAGAGAGUGGCUACAGGUGUCGACUCCGCCCCUCUGUCUGUUCUGUCUGUUCGAGGUAAACCCGAAGGUCCUGCUCCUCCCACAGAAAAGGUGAGACGGCCACCAGGAAGGCCACCUGGCUCAGGGGAGAGAAGGAGAGGUCGUCCUCCGGCAUCUAGCAGUCAGAGGAUCUGGCAGCAGAGCAGCCAUGCACUGCAAGACGACACCAAGGAUGCUGCACAGGAGCAUGGCUCAACUCCGGUACAUAGAAAGGAUAUGGCAGAAGAUGACAGGGAGAGAAAAGCCACCAAGCGAACCGCUCUUGGAUCUGUACAGCAGCAGGAGUUGGAGACCAAGCUCACCAAACCGGGCCGUGACUCCAAGGUGACCAAAUUGAAACGGCUCCGGGAAGUUAAGCUGAACCCCCUGAAGUCAAGGCUCAAGGCUAUUGUGAAAAAGGGUGUUCCGGUCCCUGUUGUGCCAAGACGGAGGCGUGGCAGGCCGCCUUCUGCUGAGCGCCUCAAAGCCGCAGCUGCUGCUGCUCAGGCUGCUGCCUCCUCAGUUCCAGAGUUGUCCUCCACGGAAGUUGGGACUGCCAAACAAAAGACCUUCAGGGUUCGGCGGGAGCGAGAUUUGGACCCUCACACUCCUCAGCACCUCAAGCUCAGGGCCUCACAUCCUGCUGAUGAACGCACUAGCCCAGAUCCCCAUGGUUCCCCAACAGCCAUUCACCCAGGUUCCCCUUCCAGGCUUGGAAGGCCGCUGGGAUUACGGCAGAGCCCCCGUCACAUCAAGCCUGUUCGUAUCGUCCCUCCCUCCAAGCGCACUGACGCUACAAUAGCAAAGCAGCUUUUGCAGCGUGCUAAAAAAGGGGCACAGAAAAAGAAACUGCUAGAGAAAGAAGCUGUUGCUAUAGGUGCCCAGGGAGCUGCAGGUAUGGAAGGUGGCAUAAGGAGAAGGAGGAGAACGCAGUUGAAGAACAUUCGGCAGUUCAUUAUGCCUGUCGUGAGCACUGUCUCCUUGCGGAUCAUCAAGACUCCAAAGCGUUUCAUUGAGGAUGAGGCCAGUUUCGGCACUCCGCCCCCGCAUAUGAAAAUAGCGCGGUUAGACACCGCUGCCUCUGCUGCUGCACCCCAGCCUACCACAUCCCCUUCACCUACGCUUGCUUCUACAGCUCCUGUCACAACUGGAGCUGCUGCCCCGCCCGGUUCUGGACCUGCUAUUGACACCCUACCCCCACCCCCUCCCCCUGCCCCAACUGCCAGUGUAACUGCUGUUGCAGCCAGUCUCCUCAAUAAUAGCAGCUGCAACAAUAGCACCAGCAAUGGUCGCUUUAGUAGCAGUGCUGCUUCCUGCGGCUCCAGUGCUGUAUCUCAACGCUCUUCCCAGCUCUCCUCUGGGGAGUCAUCCCGUUCUAGCAGCCCCAGUCUGGAUGACUCCUCUUGUGACUCGCAGGCUUCAGAGGCUACCCAGGCCCUCUCAGAGGAGCCUGACCAUUCCCCAUCCUCUCAGGGAGAGCAGGAGGCCAGUGUACACAAUGUCUCACACCCACCAUCACCACCAUCCGAGCCAGAACCAGAGCACAUGGUGAUGAUGGAGCAAAGUCGACGGGGGUGCAGAGGUCAGGGUCUUAGGAGAGGGGGUUUGGUGGCUCGUGGGAAGGGCAGUCUGAUGAGCGGGAGGAAAAAGGCCAUCAUAAGCCCAGCAACAGGUGUACUGAUUUCUUCCUCGACACAAGCAGGAUCACAGCAGGCCUCUUCGACGGCCUCCUCAUCCUCUUCACCUCCACCUCCCCCUCUUCUCACACCUCCUCAGCCUCCCCAGUCAGCUUCAUCAAACACAUCUUCCAUUAGUGAGCACCACUCCCACUCUCCAUGGAUCAUGCCCCACCCCUUUCUUCCCACACCCCCAGUGCUCGCCAGUCAUCGUGACAAACACCGCUCCAUUCUACGUGAACCCACAUUCCGCUGGACAUCUUUAUCACGCACUGAGCAACAGUGCUUUUCCUCAGCAAAGUAUGCUAAGGAGGGCCUUAUUCGCAAGCCCAUCUUUGACAACUUCCGGCCUCCGCCACUCACACCUGAAGAUGUGGGACUAAUAUCUCCUGGUCCAGGAGCUGGGGGUGUUGCACCAGGAGGUUUCCCUGCACCGGGUGGGGGAUCUGGGGCAGGUACAAGGCUCUUUUCCCCCCUGCAUCACCAUCACCACCAGCAUCCCUCAUCUCGCUUUGAGCCAUCACUCCAGAAGCGCAGUCCCCUGCUGCGUGCCCCCCGCUUCACUCCCAGUGCAGCCCACUCCCGGAUCUUUGAGUCAGUCACUCUCCCAUCAUCAUCAGGAAGCAGCCCAGGUUCACUGUCUCCUCUCCAGGCUUCUUCAGCUCCAAGCAGGACAUUGCGUCGCAGAAGGAAGAGGGCAUUUGGGCUUGCUCAUGGGCAGCCCAGGUCACCUUCACACUCCAUGACCAGAAGAAGCAGUCAGUCGGGGGUCCAAACAGGAAAAGGCCCUGCUGAGCUCUCCAUAUUGGCAAGCUCUUCAUCCACAAGCGCAACCAGUAAUGCUAGCCCGUUGCCUGGAGUAGCUGUCAGUCCGCUAGCUGCAAGUGCCUUAACUCAAGCCCCUUUCAGCACCUUCUCACAAGGCUCCAUGGGUCUCACAACUCAUGGAGCUCCAGAUAGCCGAAGAACAGCUGGGGGCCUCAGUGUGGGUGGGAGCUCUGCUUCAUCUUCUUCCUCACCGCUCUUCCCUCUUUUUACUUCCAGUCCCCAAACUCCAAGUGGAGGCUCUGGGAAGUCAGUCAAAGAGCAGGGUGUCUCAGCUUCAAGAGACAGUAUGGCUAAGGAGAAAGAACGAGAAACGGACAAAAGCAGGGAGCGCGAGAAGGAAAAUAAAAGGGAUGGAAGGAAAGACUGGGAAAGAAGAGGAAAGGGCCUUACUUCAGAAACACCAACUAAUUCUACUUCCAGUCUCUUUGCUGUGGAUGGGAGAGACAUUGAGGAAUCUCUCGCCCAGAAAAAGACGCCAGGAAGAAAGAAAUCUGUUUCUGUUGACUCUGGGGCAGAGGGCUCUCCAGUAGACUCAAAUGCAGUCCAACCAAUUAGCACACUCCCUUUAUCCAAGGGUCGUCUGUCCAAGAAAGGAAGGCCGUCAGAAAAGGGGGAAACUGAGGGAGGUGAGAAGGACAAGGAGAGGUCAAGUACUCCCAUCCAGCCUGGACAGACAGGAAAAUCUCCCACCGCCACAUCACUUGGUUUUGUAUUGGCCCAUGCUGAGAAACAGCCAGUUACAGACAGGAGGGUAGCAGGACUACUUAAAAAGGCUAAAGCUCAACUUUAUAAGAUUGAGAAGAGCAAGUCAAUGAAAUCGGUGGACCAGCCUAAAGUUCAGGGUCAGGAGAGUGAUUCUUCAGAGACAUCAGUCCGUGGUCCACGCAUCAAACAUGUGUGUCGUCGUGCUGCUGUGGCACUGGGCCGCAACCGCGCUGUGUUCCCAGACGACAUGCCCACCCUUAGUGCCUUGCCAUGGGAGGAAAGAGAAAAGAUCCUGUCUUCCAUGGGGAAUGAUGAUAAAUCUUCAGUGGCAGGGUCUGAGGAGGCAGAGCCAUCCACCCCUCCCAUCAAGCCAGUGACAAGGCACAAAACCAUCCAAGAGGCCCCGCCUAGGAAGGGCAGGCGCUCACGGCGCUGUGGGCAGUGUCCUGGCUGCCAGGUCCCAGAGGACUGUGGGGUUUGCACCAACUGCCUGGAUAAGCCCAAAUUUGGAGGUCGCAACAUUAAGAAACAGUGCUGCAAGGUGAGGAAGUGUCAAAACCUGCAGUGGAUGCCCUCAAAGAUGUUUCUCCAGAAACAAGUAAAAGGUAAAAAGGAUAAGAAGAAGAAUAAGAUGUCAGAAAAAAAGGAGGUCCAUCAUUCGGUUAAAUCUCUGGGGUCUGAGGCGAGCCCCAAACCAGCCCCUUCAUCUACGAAGGAUGAGCCUUCCCGCAAAAAGAGUGAAACUCCUCCCCCUAAGCAGGGCGAGGAGAAACAAAAACUGCACCACCAGUCGUCUCCCUCACCCCACAGCCAUCCCUCUAAGGAGCCUCUUCAACCUCCCAGCUCAACUGUGGCUGAGGAAUCCCAUCAGCAUUCUGCUCCUUUAAGUGCUGCCUCCAGGAAGGAGCGCAAACAGCAACAGUCCAACCCUCCAUCCAGCUCACCUCACACCACCCCCUCAUCACCAGCACUGUCCCAAGAGCCCACACAACAGCAGAGCCAAAUGGCAACAAAAAAGGAGGCACCUCCUAAGUCCCCAUCCACUGAGCCUAAGAAGAAGCCCCAACAACAGAGUCAAGUCACAUCCACCCCAGACACAGUAUCCGAAGCUAAACAAAUGAAGAAACAGACCACUCGUGUCCCAACAUCCAAGCCUAGAACAAAAGAGAAGGAGAAGCAGAUGGCCACAAAACCUGACAGCAGUACUUUAAACUUCCUGAGCACUCCCUCGACUGGGGGCAAUGCCAAGCAGAAAGCGCCCUGCGACGGAGUGCAUCGAAUCAGAGUGGAUUUCAAGCAAGACUAUGACAUUGAGAAUGUGUGGGAAAUGGGUGGGCUCAGCAUCCUCACCUCUGUGCCAAUCACCCCACGGGUUGUGUGCUUUCUUUGUGCCAGCAGUGGCAAUGUGGAGUUUGUGUUUUGCCAGGUGUGCUGUGAGCCCUUUCAUCUCUUUUGCUUGGGGGAGACAGAGCGCCCCUUGGAGGAAGAGUGGGAAAACUGGUGCUGCCGCAGAUGCCGCUUCUGCCAUGCCUGUGGCCGCCAGCACCAGAAAACUAAACAGUUGCUGGAGUGUGACAAGUGCCGAAACAGCUAUCACCCUGAGUGCCUGGGACCCAACCACCCUACAAGACCCACUAAGAAGAAAAGAGUCUGGAUUUGCACCAAGUGUGUCCGCUGUAAAAGCUGUGGAGCCACCAAACCAGGAAAGACUUGGGAUGCCCAGUGGUCCCAUGAUUUCUCCAUGUGUCACGACUGUGCCAAACUCUUUGCUAAAGGCAAUUUCUGCCCUGUCUGUGAUAAGUGCUAUGAUGAUGAUGAUUAUGACAGUAAAAUGAUGCAGUGUGGGAAGUGCGACCGAUGGGUCCACGCCAAAUGCGAGAGUCUCACUGACGAGAUGUAUGAGCUCUUGUCCAAUCUGCCUGAGAGUGUGGCCUACACCUGCAUCAACUGCACUGAGAGCCAGCCAGCUGAAUGGAGGACUGCUCUAGAGAAGGAGGUUCAGAGUUCUCUGCGCCAAGUUCUCACCACACUGCUGAACUCCCACACUUCUACACACCUAUUGCGCUACAGACAAGCAGUGAUGAAGCCACCUGAGCUGAACCCGGAGACAGAGGAGAGCCUUCCUUCCCGUCGGUCCCCAGAGGGACCUGAUCCCCCUGUGCUUACAGAGGUUUCACCGCCAGCUGACUCUCCACUAGAUUUUGAAUCUGUGGAAAAGAAGAUGGAUUCAGGUCGUUACAAAUCUGUGCUGGAGUUCAGUGAUGAUAUAGCGAAAAUCAUCCAGACAGCCAUCAAUUCAGAUGGAGGCCAGCCAGAGAACAAGAAAGCCAACAGUAUGGUCAAGUCCUUCUUUAUCCGGCAAAUGCAGCGGGUUUUUCCAUGGUUCAAGGUGAAGGAGUCCAGAUUCUGGGAAACACAGAAGGUCUCCUCCAAUAGUGGAUUGCUUCCCAAUGCUGUGCUGCCCCCAUCCCUGGAUCACAACUAUGCCCAGUGGCAAGAGAGAGAGCAAAUAGCACGUGCUGAACAGCCAUUGGUAAUGAAAAAAAUAAUCCCUGCACCUCGGCCAAAAGCUCCCGGGGAACCUGAAACCCCAACAACCCCUCCUCCACCACCUCCUCGCCUCAAUAUACCCGACCACAGCAGAGAGGACAGUCCUGAGCUCCUCCCUCCACCUGGUGUGAGUGAUAACAGACAGUGUGUGCUUUGUCUGAACUAUGGAGAUGAGAACACAAAUGAGGGCGGUAGGCUCCUGUACAUCGGUCAAAAUGAGUGGACCCAUGUGAACUGUGCACUGUGGUCUGCUGAAGUGUUUGAAGAUGAUGAUGGCUCUCUGAAAAAUGUCCACAUGGCAGUGAUUCGAGGCAAACAGUUGCGAUGUGAAAAUUGUCAGAGACCUGGAGCUACAGUGGGUUGCUGUUUAUCUUCCUGCACAAGUAAUUACCAUUUCAUGUGUGCACGUCAACGACACUGUGUCUUUUUAGAGGACAAGAAGGUAUAUUGUCAGCGCCACAGAGACUUGAUAAAGGGCGAGGUAGUUUCAGAAUCUGGAUUUGAGGUAGCCCGACGAAUCCUGGUGGACUUCGAGGGAAUCAGUCUCAGAAGGAAAUUUCUGAAUGGGCUUGAGCCAGACAAUGUUCACAUGAUGAUAGGUUCCAUGACCAUUGACUGCCUUGGCAUGCUAAGUGAACUCUCAGAUUGUGAGCGGAAACUGUUUCCUGUUGGAUACCAGUGCUCAAGAGUUUACUGGAGUACUCUAGAUGCUCGUAAGCGUUGUGUGUACACCUGCAGAAUCCUGGUGUGUCGGCCCCCGGUGUCAGAACCCCUCACAAACAGCACAGUGGCUCAGGAGGAAAACCGUACCAUUGCUCAUAGCCCACCCCCAAUUUCAGAAAUGGACAUGUCACCUACUCCAGUGGACUCAAAGCCCACUGUUAAUCAGUCAACUCCUGUCAUGGCAAAACCAAAGGUCUACUCACGUAACAGACAUCCCAGCUAUCCCCCUUGUCAUCGCUCUCCUUCAUCCAGGCCACUUCCUUCUCCAGGUGAUUUCUCCAGUUCAUCUCAUGAGAUUGUGACUGUGGGAGAUCCUCUGCUAAGCUCCAGCCUGAAGAGCAUUGGAUACCGUCGACACAGCACUUCCUCUCUCUCCCCUGUGCUGUCUCAACAGAGAGUUUCCUCCGCUCCACAGGGAAGUGGUAUGUCAAGCCAGGCUGGUGCUUUGCCAUUGUCCUCCUCCUUGUCAGCCUCUCGAGACUGUGGAGUAAGGGAUGCUGAGAAAGGUAGGCCACCAACUGGAAUGAGAGCUUUGAGUCGAGAAACAAGCUCUACAACUCCUGGAGCCCAACGUAGACUCAGUUAUGGAUUUUCUGAGAAAGUGGAUGGUACUAGAGAGGUCAUUGGAAAACAGUCAGAGGGAGAAAACCUAAAAUCAGCCUCCACAGCAGUUUUGGCUGGAGUAAGCCAGGUGUCACCACCCGUAGGGACUGCAGUCCUUACUGGGCAUCAGAAGAGCAGCUGCAGCUCCAAGACAGACAAGGGUAAACAGACCAUGAAGGACACAGAUCUAUCAGCUGGAGCUGCUGUAUUGUCUAGCCAUCCCUUGGCUACCCUCCCAAAAGACAAAGUUAAUCCAAUUAAGGAGGGAAACUCAACAUCAGUACCCGGGCCUAAGGAUACAGGCAAAACUGGUUCACCCCAGCUUCUGCACAAAAGUGGAGGAAGAAAGUCCCAUGACUACCACUCUGGGCCCCCUACCGCUGCAGCUCUGAAGCCCCGUUGGUCAUCUGGAGCAACGGCAGGUGAAGAGGACGUAAUAAAGGGUGGGUCCCAAGCAAGUCCGGCAGUGACCAUCAGCCAUGGAUUGUCCAGCACCAAAGAAAAACACUCCAAAGUGAAAACAACUGUGAGCAGGGAUAUUGUAAAGGAUAGAGAAAAGGCUCCACAAAACAGCAAGACUCCUGUCCUCAACAGCAACUCAAAGGGUAGUGAUGUCACCAAGCUGGGGCAAGUUCAGCCCUCACAAAAUAGCAAAAAUACAGCAGUCAAUAGUAACAACAAAGCCUCUGGUACAAAUGAAGCUAAUAAACUUGAUGGUUUGGGAGGAGAGAAAUCGCUUAAGUCCAGGGAAAAGUAUAGCACAGAGAAGAAGUACAGCUGUGCGGUGGAGGGAUCCCGGUCAAAAACAGGCUCAGAGAAGGGUUUAAAGCGUUCAACGAUCCAGACCAGAACAAAUAAGGAGCCUGUUCCAAGGGAAAAGAAGGAUGUUGAGAAGUUGUCUGUAAUGUCUCAAAAGACUGAUCCAAAUGGGACCAAAACUCCCAGCACAUGCUCUGGCACAAACACAUCAACUUCCAUCUCUCUCACUAGCCAGGGUGCCCAGCAGAGGUCAUCUUGUGCAAUGAUUUUUUCACCCUCUGCAAGUUCUGAGAGCUCUGAGUCUGAUAGCCACCACCACCCAGAUGAUUGUGAAGAACAUCUCAUGGACCAUCACUGUGCUGAAGAUGAUGGAGAAGAUCACAAUCUAGAGGAUGAAGGAGUGGACAAGCACCAUGAGGAAGAUAGCGAUGGUUCAGUUUCAGCAAAAAGACGAUACCCUAGACGAAGUGCUCGGGCUCGCUCUAAUAUGUUCUUUGGUCUUACACCUCUCUAUGGUGUGCGUUCAUAUGGUGAAGAAGACAUCCCCUUCUACAACACUGGAGAUGGUUCUUUUAAAAAGCGGUCUGGAAGCAGUAAGCGCUCAGCCGAAGGACAAGUUGACGGAGCUGAUGAUAUGAGCACAUCCUCAUCGGGAGACAGUGGAGACGAUGAGGAAGGUGGCAUGCGUUCUCAUAAGGACUCCUAUUACUACAAUUUCACACGAACCAUCAUCAACCCUAGCUCUGGACUUCCUCCUAUUGAAAGUAUUGAUCAGUGCCUUGGUAGAAGUUCCCAGAUCCACCGAUUCCUUAGUGAAGAAGAAGAGAAUGAUGCUGAAGUGGACGAGUCCACAGCUGCGGCAAAGAAUUUGGAGCGCCAGCAAAUCGGCCAACUGGAUGGAGUUGAUGAUGGCUCAGAAAGUGAUGCCAGCGUGAACACCAGCAGCACAACAACAGCAACUACAUCUACACACAAAAGCUCUUCAAAAAGGAAAGGCCGGGAGAGUAGAGUUGAGAAAAUGGCCAUUGACUCAGGGAAGGAAGCUGAAAGUAGCAGUGGAGGAGGUAGUGGAAGUGGCAGCGGCAACAGUCGUGAUGGCCGCAAGAAAGAUAACUGUGUCCCAUUGGGAUCUGUGAAGUCACAAGGACAGGACCCCCUUGAAGCACAGUUGUCGCUCACUCCAGAUCUCCUCAAGUCUGAUUCUGACAACAAUAACAGUGAUGACUGUGGCAACAUAUUACCAUCUGAAAUAAUGGAGUUUGUUCUCAACACACCUUCAAUGCAAGCUUUAGGGCAGCAGCCAGAGGCACCAUCCUCUGAACUGCUUUCACUGGAUGAAGGAUAUGGUGUUAUUGUAAACCGGAGGAAGGACAUACUCUUUGAAGAUUUCCCACAGCCAUUGUCUAGCACGGAACCUGUGGAGAGUGGUGUGAGCUCUUCAAUUACUGUGGAGGAGCCCUAUGGCCUCCCCCUGGAGUUGCCUUCCGAUCUGUCUGUGCUCACAACUCGCAGCCCAACUGUGAACAACCAAAAUCAUGGCUCACUCAUGUCAGAGACGUCAGAUCGCGCCAUGUUAGCCCUAGCCACUGAUGAGUCAGGUGUUGAGAAAGGGGGAGACAAGCAGACAGGUGGUGGCACUGUGUCCAGUGGAAGUCCGCACGAUGGAGAUUCACAGGUAACAGAAGGUCACAUGACACCUGAGCAGUACAUUCCUAGUGGCAUUGAUGGUGAUCAUAUUGCAAGCCCUGGUAUUACCCAGGUGGUGGAAGCUGGGAGUCAGGACAUUGCUAGGACAUCUGGCACACCAGGCGUACCGAAUUCACCAAACUUGUCUCUUCAGGGUACGAAAUAUGUACCUGUUGCUGCAGUUAGCACAGGCCCUUCACCAGUUGUCAGCACUGCUGUUCAGACCACAACCUCUCAUCUGAAACCUGGCCCUGAGAAACUAAUAGUACUCAAUCAUAAUCUGCAGCCACUCUAUGUUUUGCAGACGCUCCCUAAUGGAGUAACUCAAAAGAUCCAGAUUGCACCUGGUAGUGCCACAGGUGUUAUGAAUACAGGUUCCCCAGUGAUAGCUGGUCUAAAUGCAGGAAUUCCCACUUCUCAGCCCAUUUUUCCUGCAAGUGGUAAAGGGUUGGUCUCUAUGCCUCAUCCACAAAUCCAUGCUUUCACCAGCACCACUCAAACAGGUUUCCAACCAGUCAUUCCAAGCACCACCUCAGGCCUCCUGAUAGGGCUCCCUUCUCAUGACCCCCAGAUUGUAGUAUCUGAAGCUGGACAGCAACACGAAUUGGCACCCAGUGUUGCAAUGGCAUCUAGUGCUGCAUCCAUUUCUCCUACCCCACCUGUGCUCAACACUGGGCACGGCAAAAAGCGCCCAAUUUCCCGUCUUCAGCCACGCAAAAGCAAGAAGUUGGCUCGAUCAAGGAGCCAGCCCACAUUAGCACCCUCUGAAGUUGGAACCAACAUGACAUUCAUAAACCUGUCCUCACCCCAGAUUGCUGCUGGAAUUCCCACUCAGUCUGGACUGGUUGAGCUGGGAACCAUAGCCACAGCAGCCACUGCAUCUCAACGAAAAAUUCCCAACAUCAUAAAACGACCAAAAUCAGGAGUGAUGUACUUUGAACCCACCCUUCUGCCCCAAGGGAUGCCAAUUUCAACCACCACUCAACCUGGUAUCCUGGGACAUGAUUCGCCAACUCAUGUGUUGCCAUGCACUAUGCCCAGGUUGAACCCCAACCAGUCUGUAUUGAAUGUUGUAUCUGUACCUCCUAGUGGCCCUGGAAACAUUUUGGGUACAGGUUCUGUGUCUCUGAGCACUCCUGGACUCAUUGGCUCUACUGAGAUCACUGGACCCAUAAGUAACCUUCUCUUCAAAGCUAGCCCACAUAACCUGGGGAUUCCAGAACAGCAAAUGGUUCUUCAUUCAGGAGGUCCAAUGAUGUCACAGCUUAGCAGUCCAACUCAGACUUCAGUUGCUAGUAGCAUAUGUGUUCUUCCACCAAAUCAAACAAUGAGCAUGUCUGUUAACCAGCAGGGAGAUCAAGAGAGUACCAUCCAUUUGCAGCACCCAGGCAAUAGAGUCUGUGCAGACAAAAUGCAGACCCCAGAUUCCAGUGCAAAUACAGCAGGUGUAGUGCCGCUUGCACCUAAUCCUGUUACUCAAGACCUCAGCAAAGGACAUGUGGUUGGAGUCUUUACUCAAAGCUCUCGGACCACGCCUAUAUCCCGACCCUCAAACCAGCAACAAGCACUCAAAUCAACUACUACUGUAGCAGUCUCUGCAGUCACAGGGAAGCAGAAAGCUAAGAGAACGCGGUCCAGUCCAGAUAAGAUGAGUGGAAAGAAGCAUAAGGGUCUCCAGCAAGAUACUCCUUUUGCAAAGCAAAGCAUCAGCAGUUCCUCUGGCCAGCCACCUUCAACAGCAAGCAGAGAGGCAGAUUCACCUGAACCAAUGGAUACAGGAAACCUGAAUGAGAAAGGUUCUAAUAAGAGUGAUUCUGCCGCCAGGGCAGCUGAAGCCUCUUCUCUUGCACACAAAUCCGUAGACCCCCAUGGUGAGAAGACCAAGACUACUGGACAACAGGGUCAGAGUGAUGGGAAAGGACCUAAUGCUCUGCUGGUGGCCACACCUGACAAGGAAAACAAUAAAAGAGACUCCUCGCUGGACUACAAGCCCAAGAAAGGCCUUAUAUUUGAAAUCUCUAGUGACGAUGGUUUUCAGGUCCGCUGUGAAAGUAUUGAAGAGGCCUGGAAGUCCCUCACAGAUAAAGUCCAAGAGGCACGGUCCAAUGCUAGACUCAAAGAGCUCUCUUUUGACGGAGUGAAUGGGUUAAAGAUGUUGGGUGUUCUCCAUGAUGCUGUGGUCUUUCUGCUGGAGCAGUUGUAUGGAGCCAGGCACUGCCGAAACUAUCGCUUUCGUUUCCAUAAACCAGAGGAGCCUAAUGAGCCACCCCUCAACCCCCAUGGCUCUGCUCGUGCUGAACAGCAUCACAGGAGGUCGGUGUUCGACAUGUUUAACUUCCUGGCAUCCAAGCACCGCCAGCCACCUGAAUACAAUCCCCAGGAUGAUGAGGAGGAGGAGGUGCAGCUCAAAUCAGCUCGGCGUGCCACCAGCAUGGACUUGCCUAUGCCGAUGAGGUUUAGACACUUGAAGAAAACAUCCCGGGAAGCUGUCGGGGUCUACAGGUCGGCCAUACACGGCCGAGGUCUGUUCUGUAAGCGGAAUAUUGAUGCUGGAGAGAUGGUUAUCGAGUACGCCGGCAACGUCAUUCGCUCGGUCCUUACUGAUAAACGGGAAAAGUACUAUGAUGGCAAGGGAAGUGGUUGUUACAUGUUUCGCAUUGAUGAUUACCAAGUGGUGGAUGCCACCAUGCACGGCAAUGCAGCUCGCUUCAUCAACCACUCCUGUGAGCCCAACUGCUAUUCCCGCGUGAUCAACAUUGACGGUCAGAAGCACAUAGUCAUCUUCGCCUUGCGCAAGAUAUACAGGGGCGAAGAGCUCACCUAUGAUUACAAGUUCCCCAUUGAGGAACCAGGCAAUAAGCUUCCUUGCAACUGUGGGGCCAAAAAAUGUCGCAAGUUUCUCAACUAA
Messenger RNA from Chanos chanos (milkfish), 12831 nucleotides. It is a transcript of the gene kmt2a, whose product is annotated as lysine (K)-specific methyltransferase 2A. Gene Ontology annotation, molecular function: protein binding; DNA binding; histone H3K4 methyltransferase activity. The transcript is spliced from 35 exons. NCBI's taxonomy places the organism in Eukaryota, Metazoa, Chordata, Actinopteri, Gonorynchiformes, Chanidae. Gene Ontology annotation, cellular component: histone methyltransferase complex; nucleus. Gene Ontology annotation, biological process: positive regulation of DNA-templated transcription. Bases 1 to 12831 code for a protein of 4276 amino acids. The record is from RefSeq and is a predicted model, not a curated record.